Messenger RNA from Brenthis ino (lesser marbled fritillary), 1740 nucleotides. Lineage: Eukaryota; Metazoa; Arthropoda; Insecta; Lepidoptera; Nymphalidae. The record is from the annotation of a GenBank genome assembly.
AUGAGGCUGUCACUGCACAUAGCGGUGGUCUUGCUCGCGGUGUACCACACCUGCAGAGCAGACCGUCUGUACCGCGCGAUCCUUAACAACCCGAUACAGAACUAUGCGGUGCUGGGUUCUCCGAUAUCAGCAGAUUUAAACGAGGAUGGAUACUUCUACCCAAAACCAAGCAUUCCAUUCCCACCACCGACAAGGCCUCCGCCACCACCACCGCCGCCACCAACAAGGCCACCCCCACCACCUCCACCACCAACGACAAGAGCUCCAACGUACAGCACAAUUUUAGAUGUAACUCGAACAACGGGAUACAACUAUCCGACACCCAAUAUUCCGUUUACUUUCCCAACAAGACCACCCCCGCCGCCGCCGACUAGGCCCCCACCACCACCACCGACUAGGCCCCCACCACCGCCACCGACUAGGCCCCCACCACCACCACCGACUAGGCCCCCACCACCACCACCGACUAGGCCCCCACCACCACCACCACCGACUAGGCCCCCACCACCACCACCGACUAGGCCCCCACCACCACCUCCAACUAGGCCACCUCCGCCUGCAACGAACAGACCUCCAACAUACAGUACUAUAUUAGAUGUAACUAGAACUACAGGUUAUAAUUACCCAACACCUAGUAUUCCUUUCACUUUCCCGACAAGACCACCACCUCCACCACGUACAACACGACCACCCCCACCUCCACCACCACCUACAACAAGACCACCACCGCCUCCUCCACCUCCAACAACAACAAGAAGACCACCGCCACCGAUAACAAGACCUCCUCCACCUUCAACAACUAGGGCACCAACUUACAGCACAAUAUUAGAUGUAACUAGAACUACAGGCUAUAGUUACCCAACACCUAGCAUACCUUUCACCUUUCCAACCAGACCUCCCCCACCUCCGCCAACCACCAGACCACCACCACCUCCACCUCCACCAACAACUCGACGUCCACCACCACCACCCCCCACAACUAGGGCUCCAACAUACAGGACUACUGGUUACGAGUAUCCAACCCCUAGUGUUCCUUUCACUUUUCCAACAAGACCUCCUCCUCCUUCUACUUAUUUACCCCCGUCAACUAGAAGAACACCACCACCAACCAGACCACCACCUUCAACUUACCUUCCACCUUCGACAACAAGAAGACCACCAACUCCCCCAUCGACGUACCUGCCUCCUUCUACAACAACACCACCACCGCCUUCUCCCCCAUCCACUUACUUGCCUCCUACAACGAGACCACCUCGGCCCUCAACUUACUUACCACCAUCAACGACGAGAAGACCUCCUACAACAACCAGACCGCCACCGCCACCCACUACUAGACCUCCUACUUAUUCCACUUUAUUACCUACCUAUAGAACUACUGGUUACGAUUAUCCUACACCAAAAAUAACCUUCACACUUCCAACGCGACCCCCAACUCAACCGUCUACAUACCUGCCACCAACGACUAGAGCACCACCAAUAUAUAUACCACCAUCAACUACCAGGGCACCUCCUGUGUACAUCCCCCCUUCAACAACAAGAGCACCUCCUGUAUAUAUUCCACCUUCGACCACAAGAGCACCACCAAUUUACAUUCCCCCCUCAACCACUAGAGCGCCCCCCAUAUAUAUCCCUCCAUCAACGACCAGAGCACCACCUAUAUACUUACCCCCUUCGACACGACCUCCAUUUAUCCCUGACCAGGGGUAUUUUUACGACAAACCUUCGGUACCUUUUGUGUUC